AUGCUUUGUUCUAGGAAAAUUAAUUUGGCAUUAUGUGCUUUAUACUUAUUCGCUACUUUUAUUAUGGUUAUAGUGGCCAUUGCAGGUUCAACUUCUAACUAUAAGCCCUUGACAAAUAUUUAUAUCGGUACGGCUGAUAUUGCACACAUUAACGUGACCAAAGUGAUCCCACAAUUUGCACCAAUUUUGACCAUUUUGGGUGGUGCUUUGAAUUCUGAUAAUGCUUCCAUCGAUACUGUGUUUCCCGCUUUACAUCAAUUGGACUCUACUCCCGCUUUUGCACCACUUUUAACUUUGCUUGCUAAUGCCGAAGAUACUAAUGCUACAGUUACUGCACUAAGUGAGCUGGCUCCUUUGGCUUUGUCUAAUGAUACCAAUUCUUCCACCUCUCAACAGAUGGCUGAAGUAUACCAAUUGUUGCAAAUGUCCUCUAAUGCUACCGAAUCAAUGCAAGGUCUAGAGGGUUUGGUCGAGGCUUCUAUGGAGGACCCUAGUAGUAAUUCUUCAACUAUUGUUAUGCAUUUGUUGGCAGACUCGAACGAUACCUUGUCCUCCACUGAAGCUUUGAUGACUUUGAAUAACAUGAGCGGCACGGAAAAGCAACAAUUGACUCCCGUCUUUGCUCUUUUCCAAGUCAGUACUAAUGAGACUGCUACGAUAAGCUCACUAGCUACUUUGAUGAACUCCACUAUUCCUAGUGAAUUGACUGAAAACAUGUUUUCUGCGUUGAAUCAAUCUACUGAUUUGAAUCAAACCCUGCAACAAUUGGAAUCCUUAGUCCCAGAAGAGUCUAGGCCUGCUUUUGAAGCAGUGGCUACUUUGAUUGAGACUUCCUCUUCUUCAAACACUACCAUAGCCUCUUUGCAAACUUUAUUGGAAAAUAAUGUUACUACUUCGACCUCUGCUAGGCAAGCUUUUGCUUCUCUAUCCACAUUGUUAAGCAAUGGUCAAAAUGAUACCCUAGUGUUGCAGUCUGUUCAAUCUCUGGCUAUGAUCACAAAUACUACUACUUCUACGCAACAGUUGACUUCCUUGCAUCAACUAUUCGAAUCUUCAAACAACAGAACCGGUACCUUGCCGGUGUUAGGUAUGUUGCAAACUGGUUUGGCCGAGGACAGCUCUUCUGCUCAAUACAUUCCACCUUUAGUCUCAUUGAUGGAAGCGUCCAGCGAUCCAAUGACUAUUUUCACUUCUUUGAUGACAUUUACCGCUUGGGCUCAACAGAAUACUGCCACUUUCUUGCCCGUUGCCGCUAUUCUACAAAAUGCUGAGAGAAACCCAGCUCCUACGGAUGAGGACAUUAAGGAAUUGACUCCAAGAAUUUUGGAAUACUUUAACAUCAACUCCAAAUACCAAUUGUCCAUCUUUACGCUAUGCGAAAGGGACGUCCAUAACGAGAUCAAGACUUGCUCCAAAUCUCAUGCUGUCCAAGAUUUAGAUUUCAGAAGUAUUAUCUGGGAUGACCUUGAAGAUUCUGAUUUUACUCCAUAUUUGAACGCUUUGAAUGUUACUGAGGAUUCGUUGCAUUUGGACGGUAAAUUGUUGCGUAGACAACAUGAGUACGUCCCAGCGAUCAAAGCCACCCUGGCAUUCUCGCUAAUUUCCAUCAUUCUCGCGUUCUUCUUGAUUCUAGCUGUCCUUUAUCUGAUGUUGACAGGUGCUUACAACAAAUGGGUCUGGUUUGGUGUCUUGUUCACCUGUCUAUGGUACACUUUGUUCACCUGUCUAGCUGCGGUCAUUGUCACCGCUAUCAUUGGUAUCAUCAAAUCUGGUACUUCUGACGACAAUUACGGUGUUGUCUUCAAGGGCGGUCCAGCAUACUUGGGUCUAAUGUGGACCUCGUUUGCUCUAGCUUUGGCUUGCCCCAUUAUACUACUCACUGCCUUUAUUCAAGCUAGAAAGCUACACAGGAAAAAACAAGUUGCUGCCAUGGAUGAAGGUAUUUCUCAUGAAGCGGUGAACUCUACAAGUAGUGGUCCUUCGUCGCUAAACAACGGAAACGGUUACGUGGAAAAGACUCAAAUCGAACUCGUCGUUGUCAAAUAA
Messenger RNA from Torulaspora delbrueckii, 2046 nucleotides. It is a transcript of the gene FAT3, whose product is annotated as Fat3p. The record is from RefSeq and is a predicted model, not a curated record. The transcript has a single exon. Bases 1 to 2046 code for a protein of 681 amino acids. Gene Ontology annotation, biological process: fungal-type cell wall organization. Lineage: Eukaryota; Fungi; Ascomycota; Saccharomycetes; Saccharomycetales; Saccharomycetaceae. Gene Ontology annotation, cellular component: cell cortex of cell tip; plasma membrane.